AUGCGAUCACCAUUCCAAAGAGGAAUUUGGAAGGAAGUGCCCCGAGAUCACAGCAAAAACAUCGAUGCGCAGAAAUACAUCCUUUGCAGAUACUCGCUGGAGCACGUUGUCGAACGUUUCGACAUGUUCAAGUUCCAAAACUCUCGACACCCCACUGCGAACGUCGCGGUGCUGGAGUAUCAGUAUGAGAAGAUGAAGAGGGAUCGGCCGCUAUGGCCACAAUACGAUGGUGUUUACAAAUUUGGACGUGCUGGGCUCGUCAUUACGGCGCGUGCCAGGCUGAUGAAGGCUCUGAGGACGUCUCUGUUCGCCAGAGGGUAUGACAUAUACGGACGGAGACUUGCGGCCGAAGAGAUGGACGGGCAGCGCAAGAAGGGUUCAGGUAAUCUGCGCGGGUCGAUACUCUUGAAGGCACAGCAACCACAGGAGAUCAAGGCCAAGUUGACGAUGAAGGAGAUACAAGAGGUUGUUGAUUAUUGUGUGGACUUCUUCAUAAAGCAGACUCAAGGAGUAUGGCCCCAUGAGAGGCCGCCACCUUCUGCCACAACAUCGCGGCGAGCGUCAAGAAGGGAGAUGCAACUCCCGCCUCCAAGCUUACGAGGGCUCCCGUAUCAACCUUGUCUGAAGAAGGAAGACAUGCUGACGCAGGGCACUGACUCCAAGAGCGGUCAACCUUUAAGCAAUGUGACGCAGGAGCAAGAAAGCUCGGCAUCAAAGGCACGCAUAUUGCCAAAGAAGGCUGCAAGGACCUUGAAGCGAUGA
Messenger RNA from Colletotrichum gloeosporioides, 762 nucleotides. RefSeq lists its product as uncharacterized. The record is from RefSeq and is a predicted model, not a curated record. The coding region runs from base 1 to 762 and encodes 253 amino acids. Lineage: Eukaryota; Fungi; Ascomycota; Sordariomycetes; Glomerellales; Glomerellaceae. The transcript has a single exon.